Alternaria ethzedia is the source of this 555-nucleotide messenger RNA. RefSeq lists its product as uncharacterized. Lineage: Eukaryota; Fungi; Ascomycota; Dothideomycetes; Pleosporales; Pleosporaceae. Gene Ontology annotation, biological process: tRNA 5'-leader removal. The record is from RefSeq and is a predicted model, not a curated record. The transcript has 2 exons. Gene Ontology annotation, cellular component: ribonuclease P complex. The coding region runs from base 1 to 555 and encodes 184 amino acids.
AUGGUUCGCGUCAAGAAUCGCUACCUGGUGGUCAACUUCCUAUACCCAGAGCCUCCCGCCAAGAGCAAGACGCAACUCCCAGAUGUCGUCCAGAUCCACUCGCCAACGCCUGAUGCUCUCAAGCAGGGCGCCAUUGUACGCAUGAUACGGGAUGGAGUUGAAGACUUAUUUGGCGACUAUGGUUCGGGUAUGGUGUCUUCGGGUCUGAAAGUCAACUACUACUCCCCCUCGACCAGCACGGCCAUAAUACGAUGUCCACGAGACCACUACGAAAUGGUCUGGGCAGCCCUCACAUACAUUACCCACCUCCCCAAACCCCUCGAUACACCUGUCGUAAUAAGAGUCGUAAGAGUUAGCGGUACGAUCAAGAAGGCUGAAGAGGAGGUUAUCCGGCAGUCACAACAUAUCAUCAAGAGAGCAAGAGCUUGGGAUGGUGCUGGAGAGCUGCCGAUGCUACAAAGUGUAGAGAAGGCGGCGGAUAAAGAGAGACAGCGUGAGAGCGAAGUGCUUGCUCGAAUCGAUGGUGGGGAUGAGAGUGAGGACAUGAGCGAGUAG